Molecule: messenger RNA, 1595 nt
Organism: Musa acuminata subsp. malaccensis (wild Malaysian banana)
Lineage: Eukaryota; Viridiplantae; Streptophyta; Magnoliopsida; Zingiberales; Musaceae
Product: 26S proteasome regulatory subunit 6A homolog
Biological process (GO): proteasome-mediated ubiquitin-dependent protein catabolic process
Cellular component (GO): proteasome regulatory particle, base subcomplex
Molecular function (GO): ATP binding; proteasome-activating activity; ATP hydrolysis activity
Source: RefSeq, a predicted model, not a curated record
UGGCGAGGAGCCGUUCACUUCCGCUGUGGAAUUCGGUCGGUCGAUCGAUCGAUCGCUCUGGUAAUCUGAUGCUCCCUAUCCAUGGAGUCUGUGAUGGAGGAGGAUCUCAUACUCGACGAUGACCUGCUCUCCCCCAUGACCACCGAGGACAUCAUCCGGGCCUCUCGCCUCCUCGACAAAGAGAUCCGCGUCCUGAAGGAUGAGUUGCAGAGGUUGAAUCUCGAGUUGGAGUCCUUGAAGGACAAGAUAAAGGGGAAUCAGGAGAAGAUUAAGAUCAACAAACAGCUGCCUUAUCUCGUGGGAAACAUCGUAGAGAUCUUGGAGAUGAACCCAGAAGAAGAGGCUGAGGAGGAUGGGGCCGAUAUUGAUCUCAAUUCUCAAAGGAAGGAAAAAUGUGUUGUCUUAAAAACCUCAACACGGGAAACAAUCUUUCUUCCUGUUGUUCGGUUAGUGGACCCUGAUAAGCUAAAACUCGGUGACCUUGUGGGGGUCAACAAGGACAACUACAUAAUCUUGGACACACUUCCAUCUGAAUAUGACUCGCAGUUGAAGGCAAUGGAAGUUGAUGAGAAGCCGACGGAAGAUUACAAUGAUAUAGGAGGCCUUGAAAAACAGAUCCAAGAACUUGUUGAGGCAAUUGUUUUGCCGUUGAUGCACAAAGACCGUUUCCAGAAGUUAGGUAUUCGUCCUCCUAAAGGAGUGCUUCUUUAUGGACCUCCUGGAACUGGUAAGACUUUGAUGGCACGUGCAUGUGCUGCACAAACAAAAGCAACUUUCUUGAAGCUGGCAGGUCCUCAGUUAGUUCAGAAGUAUAUUGGUGAAGGAGCAAAACUUGUUCGUGCUGCCUUUCAGCUAGCAAAGGACAAAUCUCCCUGUAUAAUUUUUAUAGAUGAGAUAGAUGCAAUAGGGACCAAACGAUUUGAUAGUGAAGUAAGUGGAGACAGGGAAGUGCAACGGACAAUGUUGGAAUUAGUUAAUCAGCUUGAUGGUUUUAGCAGUGAUGAAUGUAUAAAGGUCAUAGCGGCAACAAAUCGUGCUGAUAUUCUUGAUCCUGCUCUUAUGCGUUCUGGACGUCUAGAUCGCAAAAUAGAGUUCACUCAUCCCACUGAAGAUGCAAGAGCUCGGAUAUUGCAGAUUCACUCGAGGAAGAUGAAUGUGCACCCCGAUGUGAACUUUGAAGAGCUGGCCAGGUUAACUGAUGGAUAUAAUGGGGCACAGCUUAAAGCAGUUUGUGUAGAAGCUGGAAUGCUCGCUCUGCUUCAAGAUGCAACCGAGGUGACACAUGAAGAUUUCAAUGAAGGGAUAAUCCAAGUUCAAGCCAAGAAGAAAGUCGGCUUGAAUUAUUAUGCUUAGUGCCAAGCAGCGUGGAUGCCCUUAAAUCUCAUCUUCCAACCUCAACGUUCUUUCUGUCAUUUGCCAAGGUUGUGGCUCAUGAUCCUUAAUUAGAGCCACAUUAUUACUUGAAGGUAAGUAGUGUUCACCAGUUUCUCCACACAAAAAUUGGGAAGCCCUACAAACAAAUAUUUCAACAUCGAGAACCCAGUAAAUGCAUCUUCAUAUAAUCCACAAAUUAAAGAUGAAAUUGUUUUCUUAUA